CAAAGGCUGAGAGGACACAAUCAGCGAUGGCAUCCGCAUCUGGAGUCGUUGUCGUAGGCAUGGGUUCGGUAUAGAGCGAGCGCGACUGGGCAUUGCGGAGUUUGUAGUGGGGAGCUCUCGGGGGUGCCGCAAGCGAGCGUCGUUGUGACCCUCGUCGUUCCAGAGCUCCGUUCCUGCCACACUCGACCGCAGAUACCCUGUCACGCCCUCUGCUCACUAAGACAGCCCGUGUAGACAUUCCUUCACGUAUAGCCUUGUUACUUCCCUCUCCCACCAUGCAAGCCUUUGGUGAGCCAUGCCCACGCUCCGGCGUUCCGUCGCUUUCGCGGCUCAAACGCUCACCAUCCCAGUACCUAAGAACCGACGAGUAAGGGACGCCUUAUACUACAGAAUAAUCGAUCUCAAUAACGUCCCACUCGUCUCGGGCAAGUCCUUCAUAAAGUGGCACCUUUCCCACUCGACCGCUGCUGAACACCGCGGCCGUACCGAGAGUUGUCCAGUCAGAGACCACAGAGUCAUCUACAACUACUCCAUCUCACUCCCCGUCCGGCUCACGGUAGACAAGAAUGGCAUGCUACAAGAGAGCUGCGCUGAGUUCGAGGUCCUUCAGGAAUAUGAUGGCGGCUCUGGCAGGGGCCAACGGAUUACAUUGGGACACGUGAAGCUCAAUCUGGCAGAGUACGUGGAGCAGAGCGAAUUGGCGGCUGCCGCGGGCGAAGACCCAGGGGUCACGAGGAGGUAUCUCAUGCAAGACAGCAAAAUCAACAGCACGCUCAAGCUGGGGAUAUACAUGAAGCACACAGAGGGCGACAAGAAUUUCGUUGCGCCUGCAUUGAAGACGGCGCAGGUCUUCAGCGGCAUCGCAGGGAUCAUGGCGGGCGAGCAGGCAGAGAUGGAGGAUCCUGGAGCUGCACCUACUUUGACCAACAGCUCUCGCGAGGCCGGUGAGCUCCAGGACAUGUACAGGCGCACCCUCGCCGCAUACUGGUCGGCGCAACCCGGCGAGCUCAAAGCAGACGAAUGUAUCGAGGACAUCUUCGCCGGCGGAAACGGUUGGGGCGAUCGCGAGAAGCCACACUCACCGCAGCAGCGGAACCCAGGCCUGCGAUUCGUGGCAGGCGACAGUAGUGGAUCUGUGAGCGAAAGCGAGCCAAGGCACGCGCGAGGGAGCAGCGGCGUGCAUCGCAAAUCGCACGAGACGCUGCGCCCGGGUGAUAUGAGUUUGGGUUCUCCAAACAUGCGCGGUAGAGUAAGUCUGGAGCAGCAGGCAUCUCAGAUGAAGGCUGAGGCGGCUCGGCAACGACAUCGCCCGCAUCAUGAGGUGGAUGAAUUUGACAUGCGGGAGGACUUGUGCAGUUGGCGGCGACCCAUAUAG
This is a messenger RNA of Cucurbitaria berberidis CBS 394.84, 1375 nucleotides long. RefSeq lists its product as uncharacterized. The record is from RefSeq and is a predicted model, not a curated record. Lineage: Eukaryota; Fungi; Ascomycota; Dothideomycetes; Pleosporales; Cucurbitariaceae. The transcript has 3 exons. The coding region runs from base 296 to 1375 and encodes 359 amino acids.